Thrips palmi is the source of this 2175-nucleotide messenger RNA. RefSeq names its product fibrous sheath CABYR-binding protein-like. The coding region runs from base 45 to 1877 and encodes 610 amino acids. NCBI's taxonomy places the organism in Eukaryota, Metazoa, Arthropoda, Insecta, Thysanoptera, Thripidae. The transcript has 7 exons. The record is from RefSeq and is a predicted model, not a curated record.
AAAUUUGCUACUCAUUGCAGCGCCGCACUUGGAAGGCGCUUAUAAUGCUGAUACCGUUUGGGUGUGUCGUCAUUCACCCGAGUGGACUUCCCCGAGGCAAAAUGGCCCGGACCCUUGCCCGCGUCGCGGCAGUGCUGUGCCUGCUGCAGGUGGCUCUUGCCCAUCCUCCACGACAACUAGAGAGUCCCCAUCCUCGACAUGAUGUUAGCAACGACAUCGCCGAGGCACUGCGGCAGGCUGUGGAGGCCAAGGUCCAGGCCGAGCAGGCCCUUGAGGACGUUCUGCAGGCCGCGGCCAUCGGCGACCUGGCUGCCGCACAGAACGCUACCGACAGGGCCACUCUGGCUAGCCAGGAUGCUUUGGAACAGGCUGAACUCGCAAAGAGCAUCGCUGUCAAUGCUACUGGCGGUCAAGUCCGUGCCGUGGGCAAGAACGUUUUAGUCGGAGUGCACCAGGCGACGAACGCCGCCGGCUGGAGCAUCAAGGGAUCCUUCCAGGGCGCCGCCGAUGAGCUGCGACAGCACGCCAACAAGGCGAAGAGGCGUCCGCUGCCGCGCUUCGAGGUGAACGCCGAAAUUCAAAAGAUGGGACGCCUCGGCGCCUCCGCCGCAGCGGCGUUCAACUCGAUUCUGGAUCGCUCCAUCGUGUCUUCCAAGAUAAGAGUAACGAGACUCGCAGACCAGAUUCAGGAUUGGAAGAGUGUGGUGGACCAGGCAGCGCAGGCAGCGCUAAACGCCUCGGCAGCCGCCGAAGCAGCACAACAGGCCAACGCUGCAGCCACAACUGUGGCUCCGACCGAGGCUCCCACUGAAGCCCCUACUCAAGCUCCGACCGAAGCUCCCACUGAAGCCCCUACUCAAGCUCCAACCGAGGCUCCCACUGAAGCCCCUACUCAAGCUCCGACCGAAGCUCCCACUGAAGCCCCUACUCAAGCUCCAACCGAGGCUCCCACUGAAGCCCCUACCCAGGCUCCCACCGAGGCUCCCACUGAAGCCCCUACCCAGGCUCCCACUGAAGCCCCUACUCAGGCUCCUACUGAAGCCCCUACCCAGGCUCCCACCGAGCCUCCCACUGAAGCCCCUACCCAGGCUCCCACCGAGGCUCCCACUGAAGCCCCUACUCAGGCUCCCACUGAAGCCCCUACUCAAGCUCCGACCGAGGCUCCCACUGAAGCCCCUACUCAGGCUCCUACUGAAGCCCCUACCCAGGCUCCCACCGAGCCUCCCACUGAAGCCCCUACCCAGGCUCCCACCGAGGCUCCCACUGAAGCCCCUACUCAGGCUCCGACCGAGGCUCCCACUGAAGCCCCUACCCAGGCUCCCACCGAUGCUCCCACUGAAGCCCCUACUCAGGCUCCGACUGAGGCUCCCACUGAAGCACCUACCCAGGCUCCGACCGAGGCUCCCACUGAAGCCCCUACCCAGGCUCCCACCGAUGCUCCAACCGAAGCCCCCACCGAGGCCCCUACCGAAGCUCCUACCCAGGCUCCCACUGAUGCCCCCACCGAAGCUCCCACUGACGCUCCUACCGAGACCCCUACCGAGGCUCCCACGGAAGCUCCCGUGAACAACCGUAAGAAGCGAUCAACUGCGGCUGAUCCCCUCGAUGCCGCUGCUGACGUUUUAGCUGAGAUCCUUGCGGAUUACACACGAUAUGCUUCCUUCGCGAAGGCUGUGGCGGAUGACGUCAUUGAGGAUACAUUCGACACUGCUGCUAAGGCCGUCGACAGGAUUGCUCGUUUCCACAGCUACAACACGUACAUCGACGCCAUGGCCAAGUUCGUCUACGGACCGGGCAAAGUUUCCGAGACCAUCAACGGCAAGCUCAAGAAGGUCGACCUAGCUGUGGCUGCUGCUGUAAACAGAUUAGACUUUUAACUUUGACUUGGUACCUGACUGCUCCAAAUUGUUUAUAGCGCCAACAUCACUUUUAUUAAACGAGUGUGACUUCGUUUUCAUGUUAAUUUUGUCACGCCCGUUAAAAAUAUGAUGCCACAUUCUUUGAAAUGUUGAUCCACGUUCAAGCAAAUGUGUCACGUGCAAACGAAUGUGACAAAAUUCACAUUCGUAACAAUACAUGAUAUUUCUAGAAUUACAGGUAUGGUCACAACAGUGGCUCCGGUUUCAGUACCGCGGUUUUAUAAGACAAUAAUAAAGUGACAAACACAGCUGUCAA